AUGGCGCGUGGCUCUUCUCGAGGGAGUGCGAUCAUGGGGCCACUGUGUGUAUGUGCGCUGUGCUUCUUCACGGCCACCUUCGUCGGGCCGCUGGGUGCGAACGCGCCCCGCGGAUGCCGCACGCGGCGGCAGGUGGCCACGGAGACGGAGACGGCCUUCGAGACGGAGACGGAGCCGGUCGAGGUGGAGGACUUCUAUGAACUGCUUGGUGUCUCCGAGGAGGCGGACGUGAAGGAGAUCAAGGCGGCAUACCGACAAGCGGCCCGCCUCACGCAUCCCGACUUCUUUCGGACAAAGCCGAAGGAGGAGCGGGAAAAAGCACAGGAGCGUUUCACCCAGGUGAACAAGGCCUUUGAGGUUCUCACGGAUCCCAAGAAGCGCCAAGCCUAUGACUUGCGAGGCUUGGCGGGCCUGGCCGAGUUCGAGUUCAACGGCGAGCGGAUCAUCAUGCCCCCGCCCUGGCGGGUGCGUGUGGGCUACACGGGGCACCACUUCUGGAAGAUGAAGGAGUACUUUGUGGGCUUCAUGUUGGAGACGCUGCCGGACGUUUCCCACGAAGUCAUCCUCAGUGCCUUCGAAGAGGCCACCAAGGAUCCGAUUGGAGUGGGACAGGCGAUCCUGGUGGACCGAUGCACAGAGAAGCGCGCGAAGGAUGUGGUGGAGGCCCUCCAAGAGUAUGGCCUCGUUUGUAUGUGUGAGGAGGUGCCCGACGAAGAGCUUCGCGAAGAGGAAGAUGAAGAGGAGGCGGAAGAACCCAAGCCGAAGCCCGUGGUCAAGCAAGAGCCAACCGAAGAGGCCAAUGAGGAAGACGACAAGGCCGACCACUCCGGCAUGUGGCUCGUGCGCGAUCCGUUGCGCCUCCGCCGGACCGGACCGGCCGGAUGUCCCGACACGACGCGCCAGGGCGAAAGCGAUGAGGAAUCCGAUGGCAUGCUUUUGGUGGACCUGCCGGUGGCGAAGGUGGUCGCUCAGGCCUGUUCGGGUGAUGCCAGGGCUGCCAGGAAAAAGCAAUGUGACUUCGGUUCAGAGGUGGCAAAUCUGCUCGCCCGCGGCUACAAGGUGGAGUCAGCAAAGGAAGAGGCACCGAAGGAGGAGGAGGCGGACGACAAGCCUGAGGAGGCCACCGACAAGCCUGAAAAGGCCAACGACAAGCCUGAGGCUUUGUGGGGCACAGCAGUGCAAAUGCUGCUGCGCGAGGGGACGCAAAAUUAUGUUUUUGAUGUGGAUGCGUAUGAAGGUUAUCAGCCGUUGGUGCCACAGCAGAAGAAGGUGGUCGUUGUUCAGGCUCGACCUGCCGACUCGACCAUGUUGGAUCUCAUCACCCUGGUCUCCGCAGUCGGCCUCCAACAGGAGCUGAAGAACGCCAAGCAGGGUGAGACGAUCAUUAAGGAGGAGUCGAUGGACCCACGACAUCACCUGGACCGAAGGGGUUCAGUUGGUUGGGUCGUUUGGACCCCGGUGAAAGCCCCAACGCGCGACCCACGACUUGGGCAGCCAAGAGUUGCUCAAAAAAGUCUGAAAGCCUUGCUUCUUGCCAACCGUUUUCUGCUCGAAAUCGCUGGACGAAUGCUCGACCUGCUGACCUUGCUUUCGGCCGCCGGUCUCCAACAGGAGCUGGAAAAAGCCAAGGAGAAGACGGGAGAAGUCAUCAAAGAGGAGACCGUGGAGUCGGAUUUCUUGGGCUCCUGUGCUGAGCAGAUGGCCGAGGCCAUGGAAGGCUUCGAACGCCUGGUCGCACAGGGCUUCAGCGGAAGCUCGCAAGAAGAGAUGGUGCCGCCCAAGAAGGUCUGAGCACCAGCUGAGAGCUGUCUGAGGGGAUAGCUGCUCAGACCUCGCUGCGGGCUGCGGGUCAUUUCGUGUCCUUCGCUGAGAAGGAAUCUGGGUGGCCAUCACCUGGUGCAAUGGGGAUCUGAAGUGGUGUUUGGCCCGCAUCUCGCAGCACCAAUUAAGCUUCUUGUGGCGACGAAAGGUCAGACUCGCUUGAUAUAUUAUCAGGAAUGGAUGGAGGUCGCAACAACCGGUUUCCCAAAAAUGACCUUAUUGCUGCACCUCUGCUGCGUCUUUUUCCCCA
Molecule: messenger RNA, 2071 nt
Organism: Durusdinium trenchii
Lineage: Eukaryota; Dinophyceae; Suessiales; Symbiodiniaceae
Source: the annotation of a GenBank genome assembly